Argentina anserina (silverweed cinquefoil) is the source of this 1081-nucleotide messenger RNA. Its product is annotated as F-box protein At3g07870-like. The record is from RefSeq and is a predicted model, not a curated record. The transcript has a single exon. NCBI's taxonomy places the organism in Eukaryota, Viridiplantae, Streptophyta, Magnoliopsida, Rosales, Rosaceae. The coding region runs from base 1 to 996 and encodes 331 amino acids.
AUGUCGCUCAUCCAAUGCUGGCGUGUCUGCAAGAUCUGGCGUUAUUUACUCUCGGAUCCUCUCUUCAGCAAAACUCUAAUUUCACGAACUCCCUGUUGUCUAUUAGUCAAUGGCUUCAAAGGCCAUUUCUUGGUAGACCUCAACCAAAAGACCUCCGGUGAGUACAACGUCGGUGUUGUGAGGCUUACUGGCUGCUCCAAAGCAGUAACAGUCGGUUCAUGCAACGGCUUCGUCUGCCGGUACAAUGCAAUACUUCUCGAAACUACUGGCGAAUUUUCUGUUUAUAAUCCCAUGACCGGUGAGCAACUUUGGGUUGUUCCUUCAGAGGCUGAAUAUAAUAGUUUUGGGUUUGGGUACAGUCCCAUCAAUAGUGCAUACAAAAUAGUUUUGUUCCAGUUAUCAGUUGGGGAGGUUACUAAACCGUUUGUCACGACGGUCAUGACAGUUGGCUCAGGAAUUUGGAGAUGUGUUAAGCAUGCCCUGGUCUUCAGAAGUUGUAGGGUUAUUCAAUCAGAAUGGAUAUAUCUGAAUGGAUUUCUUCAUUCUAUUUGUAAAGGCCAUGACGGUACUCAUUCGAUAAUUGCUUUCGAUGUCGAAAGUGAGCGUUUCCAACGUCUACUAUUACCUCAAGAGUUUCCUAUUGAUCCCAAGGCGCGCCUGAUAUCUGCAGUCGGAGUAUCGGAAGGGAGGCUCUACGUAACAAUUGCCUCCCAUAAUAAAAUGGUUGUUUGGAUUAUGAAGGAUUAUGGCAUUAAGGAGUCAUGGACCAGAGAUUUUGAAAUUAGAGACGACUCUCAUCAUCAACUAAAGUUUUGUAAAUUAUUGAACUAUACACAAGGGCGAGCUUUGCUCUUAUGUGAGCAACAAUUGUAUACUUAUACUUCAGCGAUUGACUGUCUCGUGCGGGUUCAGGUUGAUAGGGUACCAGCAAUUGAUAAAGCAUGGAUCCAUAUUCCGAGCUUUAUUUCCUUUCCAUAUGUAAGGAGUCAGAGCUAGCUUCGAUUUUAAGUGCGUAUGUAUAUAUGUGCCUCAAGGUCAUGUAACUCAUAUUCAUGAAUUACUACCCCCAUCAAUCGGAUGA